GGAAAAAGGCGGGGUUGGAAAUCUGGGGUCUUGAGAUUCUCCCCCAGUCGGGAGUUCAGUAUACCCCGCGGGGACACUCCAUAUGUUAGCGUCGUGUCUUUAUCGCCCCGAAGUAUUACACAUAAUGCAUGGGGAAUUACUCAAUUCAUAUAAAAUGACAAUACUGACUGUCGACUUCUUCGCCUCUGUUUAACCGCUCGCUCAUUGUCAAGUUGCAACGCCGAUAUCGAUGAGGUGGAGACGAAGAUUAAUUUAUCGCGCGUCUUUUGAGUUCUACUUAAUUGUUGGUACGGCUACAUAAUUUGUCUCGAAAAUUCACAUAUCGAGGUAUUUUUUUACCAUUUUCUUCUUCUCCUCCUUCUUCUCCAAAAGAAAUCAAGAUAGGGAGAGAAUAGAACCAUGGACCAAAACAAACAAGGAGAAGGAGAAGUAACUCAUCUCGAGGAUCCUUCCAUCCAACAAGGGAAUCAUCAAUUCGAUACCAUUUCUCCGCAAUCUUCCUUGCCAGCAUGGAAACCAUCGCAGAGGAAACAGCCAGAGGGCGACACCGCUCUUGCUUUAUUUCAGGAUACGGAACAAUUGCACCAAGCGAUUGAUCCUGUUGAGGAGAGGAAAUUGAUUAAGAAAAUCGAUAUGAUCAUUUUACCGUGUUUGGCUGUCUGCUAUAUGUUCUACUACAUCGACAAAACUACCCUUUCAUACGCCGCCAUCUUUGGCAUAAAAGAUGAUCUCCAUCUCGAGGGGACAAAAUACUCCUGGCUCUCGAGUAUCUUCUAUUUUGGCUGGCUCGCCUGGGCCUUCCCCACCAAUUAUCUGAUGCAGAAGUUUCCGGUCGCGAAAUACCUCGCUUUUAAUAUCUUCAUGUGGGGUGCUCUUCUCAUGUGUCAGGCCGCCGCACGCAACUUCGCCGAGCUCGCUGUUCUGCGCGCCCUGUCCGGUGCCGCAGAAGGCUGUAGUGAUUCCUCCUUCAUGAUCAUCACAUCCAUGUGGUACACGCGACGCGAACAGCCCAUCCGAAUCGGCCUCUGGUAUUCCGCCAACGGUGUGGGAAUUGCACUCGGAGGACUCAUCGGCUACGGGAUCGGGAACAUCCGCGGGUCGUUAGCGUCGUGGAAAUACGAAUUUUUGAUCGUCGGUGCAUGUUGCUGUAUUUGGGGGAUUGUCUUGUGGUUUUUCUUGCCCGAUAGUCCCGUUACGGCAAAGGUGUUGAGUAUUGAUGAGAAGCGCAUGGCGGUGGAGAGAUUGAGGGAAAACCAAACGGGAGUGGAAAAUAAAACCUUCAAAUGGGUACAGGUAAAAGAAUGGGCGGGAGAUUAUAAAACGUAUUUGUUCUUUUUGAUUGGACUUGUGGCGAAUAUUCCAAAUGGAGGGAUUAGCAAUUUCGGCACCUUGAUCAUCAAAGGGUUUGGAUAUUCAACUUUGAUAACAACCAUCAUGCAAAUUCCCUACGGCGUCCUCAUUGCCCUCAGCAUUCUCCUCUGCGUCUUCCUCAACGAUCGCUUACCCCCCAAUAAUCGCUGUAUCAUGAUCCUCAUCUUUCUCCUCCCCAACAUCACCGGCGCAUUCGGACUUCAAUUUCUUCCCCAGACUCACCAGGUUCCUCGUCUCAUAAUGUAUUACCUAACCGGACCCUAUAAUGCCUCUUUUGUAUUGUUACUCUCUGUGCUGUCAGCAAAUACCGCGGGACAUACAAAGAAAAUUCUCACGAACGCGACGCUCUUCGUAGGUCUUUGCGUGGGGAAUAUUUCCGGACCAUUCUUUUAUAAGAGUAGCCAGGCUCCGAAAUAUCAAUUGGGAAUAUGGAGUAUGAUUGUGUCGCACCUGGCGGAAGCGGUCUUGAUUAUAAUUUUGAGGUUUUUACUGAAGAGGGAAAAUGAGAAGAGGGAUUUCCAGCAGGGAAUCGAUGUGACGAGUGGGGUGAGAGAGGGACGGGGAGAUGAGUUUGCGGAUGCAGAUGAGGAGGAAAGGAGAAGGAGGGAUUUGGAUGAUACUGCUUUUGCAGAUAUGACGGAUAGGGAGAAUCAGAAUUUUAGAUAUAUCUUUUAAGGAUAGAUGUUGAUGUGGUGGAUUUGAAGAGGGGUAAACGGGACUGGUGACAAGUUCCAGAAUAUUAGAUGUAUAUGCACACAUGCGCAUGAAGACAUUAUAGAAAUGACAAAUCUACACUAUUUAAAAUAAGAGAUCAUAGAUCAACAAAUAAAUAAAGCAAAACA
Botrytis cinerea B05.10 is the source of this 2213-nucleotide messenger RNA. RefSeq lists its product as hypothetical. The record is from RefSeq and is a predicted model, not a curated record. Gene Ontology annotation, molecular function: transmembrane transporter activity. Lineage: Eukaryota; Fungi; Ascomycota; Leotiomycetes; Helotiales; Sclerotiniaceae. The coding region runs from base 400 to 2046 and encodes 548 amino acids. Gene Ontology annotation, biological process: transmembrane transport. The transcript has 4 exons. Gene Ontology annotation, cellular component: membrane.